Molecule: messenger RNA, 942 nt
Organism: Pararge aegeria (speckled wood butterfly)
Lineage: Eukaryota; Metazoa; Arthropoda; Insecta; Lepidoptera; Nymphalidae
Gene: DnaJ-11
Product: dnaJ homolog subfamily C member 30, mitochondrial
Exons: 4
Coding region: 203-883 (226 amino acids)
Source: RefSeq, a predicted model, not a curated record
GAUGAUAGUUGUGUAAUCAUAAAACAUUCCACAAUUUUCAUUUUGAAAUCAUGAUCAAAAUGUAAAAAUAUAUUCCUGUUUGAGAUUCCUGUAGUCACGACUAGAUUACGGUUAUGCAGAACCAGUAAGCAUGACUUCAUUGUUGCCUAAAUUCUGAAGUAAAUAAUUUUCUCAAUAAUGCGAAAUAACCUUAUAAUUUAAAAUGUUAGCGCAAAAUAAGAGAAGAUUAUUUUGUGAAGUUUUUCGUUCAUUCUAUACAUCAUCUCGAAUUUGUGCUAGUCAUUAUGACGUGCUUGGAGUAACACCGAAAGCCACACAGAAUGAUAUAAAGUCAGCUUACUAUAAAUUAUCGAAACUAUAUCAUCCAGAUAAAUCAAAGGAUGAAGAAUCUGCAAGAAAUUUUAGAGCAAUUACAGAAGCAUAUGAAAUUUUAGGCAAUAUUAAACUGAAAAAAAUGUAUGAUAAAGGUCUACUUGUUGGUAAAGUGACAACCACUCGAACAGAUUUUAAACCUGAUGAAGAGCCAACAGACCCAUCAUUAAAAUUCUAUAAGUCACGAAGAGUCCGAAAUGUAGUACCCACUAUGGAUGGAAAAACACCUAUAUAUGACUUUGACACAUGGUCUCAGCAGCACUAUGGCAGCCUUUUGAAGAAGAAUCAAGAUCAAAAAGAGCAUGUCAGAAAGCAAAAGGAGAAGCAUAUUUCUAUUGCACAUGCAGCCAAUCAAGAACUUGCCCUCUAUUCAAUGUUUGCCAUUGGUGCACUCAUUGUGGCUUUAAUAGUUUAUGGUACAACUGAUUAUGAUAUAGAUCAAAUAGAAAAAAAUAAUAGUGCAACAAAACAGAAUAGUGGACAUUUAGAAAAAGCUAAAAGUAAUAGUUAAUAUUUUUGCUUUUUACAACAUAGUUAAACCUCAAAUUAAAAAUUGUUGUUACAGACAGA